Molecule: messenger RNA, 1996 nt
Organism: Xyrauchen texanus (razorback sucker)
Lineage: Eukaryota; Metazoa; Chordata; Actinopteri; Cypriniformes; Catostomidae
Product: protein FAM163B-like
Exons: 4
Coding region: 184-729 (181 amino acids)
Source: RefSeq, a predicted model, not a curated record
AUACAGUGAGAUGUGGGACGUGACAGCAGCAGAAGCUCCUCACAGCACUCCAGCGUUCGAAAGGAAUUUCAUUCCGUCUGGAGCUAUGACCUCGUUUUAAAGUGUGUGAGUAUAUUUGGCGAAUGCGUUGGACACGAGCUCGUUCUGUAGAUACCAUAAUUUUGUUGAUGGAGAGGAUUUCGAAUGACAGCCGGCACAGUGGUCAUCACAGGCGGAAUUUUAGCUGCAGUCAUCUUGCUGACUAUUGUUACAGUUUUAUGUUACUGUAGACUGCAGUAUUACUGCUGUAAAAGAGAGGAGUCGGAAUGGGUGGAGGAGGAGGCUGACGUCGCCGAGGCAUCACCAAGUCCACCACGCCAACCAAGUGCACCUGAAAGUCCACUGAGUUUUCAUCAUUUUCCUGAAUACGCAUCCUCCAAUCAGCUGCUAAUGACUGUAGAGCCUUUUGAGCACAAUGGACCAGUCACCUAUCCUCACUACUCCCCGCGAAUGUCCUGUAAGCCCAACCACUCUUACACUUUCUGCCCAUCCUGUUCUGGGUAUCUGCCACUGUAUACGAGCCCUCAGGAUGGCCUGCGCAAUGGAGGUGGCAGGAUCAGCUACAGAACUGUGCAGCAGGAGAAGCUAGACCUGCCGAUGGACACGCCCAGCUUCCACAAACUCAACCUCAUCCGCUCUGUCACCAUGCAGGAGGUUCUGACUCAUCACAGCAUCAGCACUGAUGUGUAGAGCCUAUUCUGCCCUGCAAAGCUGAAACACAGUAACUACGGCAACUAUGAAAUAGAGAAAAGUCCUCUGGUUUUUGAUUGUCCAGUCAAAUGUGGAUUAUAAACCUGUCUCUGAAUCUGAGCAUAGCUGAGCCAAACACAUCUGCCACAGGACAGAUCAGUCUUAGAUGUCCAAUUUUGUUAUAAUGAAAUUUGCCUUUGCAGGGUAGUAUUGUUCACCUGCAGUAUUGUGAAAGCAAUGUCACAUAAAAUCCCUAAAAACUGCUUUUAAUAACCAAGUCUUUAUUUUAUUGAUUUUCAUUUAGCUUUCCUAAGAUGACAUUUGUGUGGCACUUUAAGAUUAGCCAUUACAUUACAGGGAGUACUUGGAAAGAUUUCUUUAUUUUUUUAUUGCCUUGUUAACUACAAAAUAGAGAGCUAAAGUAAAAAUAUUAGGGCUGUCUAAUGGUUAAAAUAAUUAUUCACCAAAAAUCUAUGCAUUUGUUUUUACAUAGAUUAGUUUAACACAUUCAGUUCCAUUUAAAGUAAAAUUAGUAUAAUAUGAGUUAAAAGGAACACAUAUCAAGUUUGGCUUACAGAUGAGGCAGUUGGGAUACCCAGGCCAAAAAAAGGUUCAUCAGAAGGAGUCUUGAACAAAGGCAUCAGCUUUAUUAUGUAUACUUGCUCUCCUCAUGUGUAACUAAUAGGGCUUUUAUGGUAUUAGAACUGGACAAUACAUUUAAUAAGAAUGGUUCACAUUAAUUUUCUGGAUCACAGGACAUUUACUGCUGUAGUGAACUAGAUAAUUAAAAUAUAUUGUUUUGAAAUGAUGGUGAGGAUGUGUAUUAAUGUUGUGAAAUUAUAAUGCAAACUCCAUUCACAGUUUUACCGUACAUUUAGGUUUGUGAAUUUUUGUGUCUGUCUCUGUAAUCCAACUGACUGAUUUUAUAAUUGUAUGAAUUCAGAUUUUUGUGUUGUGGCACUCAAUUGUCAAUUGUUUUUUCAUUAAAAGAUAAAACAUUUUUGAAAAGAUACAAACAUUGUGAAGUCACAAUGAUCUGCUUAGUUCUAAGUGUUUAUAAAAUUAUUAUCUUUUACCUUUUUAUUUGUUCAUGAAUAUCAAUUUAACAUUUGCAGUGUGAAGUUUUUUUGGUGCUUGUUCGAUAAGUUGGUUUUGAGCUCUUAUGAUGUGAUAAAUGAACAUAUCCUGAUACUGAGGCCAGCAGGUGGCAUCAGUUCUUGGGCAGAGAAAUGGUCCAUUCUGCACUUUGGUACAAUUAAAAAGUCAU